GGCUGUUCACACUAGAAGUUCUCCCUAUUUAUAACUUUUAAUUACUGUAAAGCGUGCGCGUUUUUGUUGCUUGGGUCGUUGGACGUCAUGGGACGCCGCAGCCGCAGCCGAAGUCGCAGCCGCGAUCGGCACAAAAGGGGUUCUAGCCGUGAGCGUAGAGCUUAUCGGAGCCGAAGCCGGGACAGGAGAGAGAGGUCAAAGGAGCGAGAUCGACGACGGAGCCGCAGCCGGAGUCGCAGCCGGGAUAGACGCGAGCGAGAUCGCGACUCCCGGCGGCGCAGCAGGUCCCGUUCCCCGGGCCGCGACCGCAGCCGCCGCUCCCGCUCUCGAGACCGCGACAGAGAGCGGGAGCGCGAGCGCGACAGGGACAGAGAGCGGGAGAGGGACCGCAGGACGCGGGAUGGAGAGCCCCGGGAGCAGUCGGGGGGGCAGCAGGCGCCAGCCACCCAGCAGCAGCAGCCGACUGGCGGCGCAGGGGAGGCAGCUGGCGGCGGCGGCGGGGGCGGCUCGGAGGCAGCUGACCGGCUGGCUCGGCUGGCGGCGUGGAGGGCGCGGCAGGAAGCCGCAACCGCCGCCGCCCCCACCGCUGCCGAGCCGUCGGCUGCCGCGGCGGCCCCCACCGCCACUGCCGCUGAGCCCAAGGUUUGGAUGCCCUGGGAGGAACCCGGGCUGCAGCCCGCAGCGGCGCCGGCCGCACCUCCACCCCCUGCCGCCGCAGCAGCACCCGCCGCCAUGGGACGCCACGAGGAGGAAGAGGAGGAGGACCCCGAUGCGGCCGCCGCGGCCGCCGCUGCCGAGGCGGCUGCCAUCCGCGAGCGCAUCCGCCUGGACCCCAGCUACGUGCCGCCUCAGGUGGCCGCCAAGCGCGCGCGGGACAUGGCUGACGACCUGGCUCGCCAGGCGGGCGGCGAGGAGGGCGAGGAGGACCCGCUGGACGCCUUCAUGGCUGCGGCGGUGAUGCCGGAGGUGAAGCAGCGGCAGGCGGAGGAGGAGGCGAGGAGGCAGGAGGAGCGCAGGAAGCUGGCGGAGCAGCUGGCGGCGGGGAAGGCCCCGCCUCCGCUCAAGGUGCUGGAGGACUCGGACGACGACGACCCGGACGCCAACCCGGACAUGGAGAUCCAGAUCCCCUCCAACAAGGUGAAGCUCAUGAUCGGACCGGGCGGCGAGAAGAUCAAGGAGAUCCAGAAGAAGUCCAAGUGCAGGGUGCAGGUCAAGAAGGACGAGAAGGAGCUCACCCGCGGCUUCGGAGCGAGCUUCAAGCUGGACGUGGAGGACCUGCUGCAGACGGGCGACAAGAAGCUGACCACCAUCAUGUUGUUCGGCGACCAGAAGGCGGUGGAGGCGGCGGAGCGCAUGAUCAUGGAGGCCAUCGAGAACAAGGAGCAGAAGCAGAAGAACAGGCAGAAGGAGUACGAUCGCAAGAGGGAGGCCAAGCGCCGCGAGCGCAUGCUCUACCACCUGCGCCACUCCAAGGACUACGAGGCCCUUGAGCUGCCUCUGGGCGCCUCCAAGCUGGACGUCAAGAAGGCCUACCGCCGACUGGCAAUGCAGUGGCACCCCGACAAGCACCCCGCCGACCCCGAGGCCGCCAAGGCGCGCUUCCAGCAGAUCCAGAAGGCGUACGACAGCCUGAUGAGCAGCAGCGAGGACGACAUCAUUGAGCAGCUGGCGGACAAGCCGGAGGCGGCGGCGUGAGGGGAAGGAGGGGAGGGGGCAGGGGUGGAGGUAGCGGCAAUGGCGUGCUAGGGUGCACAAGGCAGGUGUGGGAUUGUUACAUUUGUUAGGAUCUAGGAGCAUGGCAGGCUGGCACUGGUCCCACGUACGGACCGCCGUGAGAGCGCUGAGGGGGCUGAGGUGCGCUGGGUCUGACCCAGAUGGCCUUGCACCGAGAAAGGAGUUACAGGAGAGGGAGGGCAUGACACAAGCAAAGCCGGAGUGUGAGGAUGGGGCUGAGGCGUGGGGAGCAGCGGCGCCAUGUUGGGAGAGUGCUGUCGACCUCUUGACAGGGGAGUUGGAAAAAGAUAGGAGCCCAAUACCCAAACAGCAGGAACAGCUUGUGGUUUAAAUGGGCUGGAUGGAAUGGGUGGCGGCAAGGCCUGCGGCGGAUUGGACCUCGUUCCGCCUGGAUGACAGCCGGCGAAUGGUGGUGGAGUUGAUCACCCGUGUCCCUUUU
Astrephomene gubernaculifera is the source of this 2173-nucleotide messenger RNA. Lineage: Eukaryota; Viridiplantae; Chlorophyta; Chlorophyceae; Chlamydomonadales; Astrephomenaceae. The record is from the annotation of a GenBank genome assembly.